Molecule: messenger RNA, 829 nt
Organism: Capsicum annuum
Lineage: Eukaryota; Viridiplantae; Streptophyta; Magnoliopsida; Solanales; Solanaceae
Exons: 3
Coding region: 1-762 (253 amino acids)
Source: RefSeq, a predicted model, not a curated record
AUGGCCAAUUUAAGCCUUCGUCGUAAAACUGCAUCGUUUGAGAGCCUAGCACGCCGCGGAGAGGGUGCAUUCAGAAAUUGUCAAUUUUCGGUGGGACUCCGCGAUUAUGGCUCAUCGCGAAGGAGUCCCAGGUCCAAACCAGUUGGAAAUUGCAAUGGCUCCGCGUCGCGGAGGAUGCCAUUUUACCAAUUGUCAAAUUCCAGUGAGCCAGUGCGAUUAGUGGCGCGUCACGGAGGCCAGCAAAAUCAGAUAUUACAUACGAGAUUAUUGUACGAAGAUGCUCAAGAGGAUUAUUGCAAUGAAGAAUGUGAUAAGGGCAAGCAAGUAAUGUCUUUAUCAUGUGGACUAGAAAAUGAGUGUUCUGAAUCCAAGUUACAUGCUCCUGCAAAGGUUUUUCAGAGUUCUGUGCCACCAAAGAACCAUGGUAAGUUUCUUGGUAGCCAUUUUAUUAACUGGAAAAAAGAGGAACAGACCACGACAACAAGAUACCUACCUAUUUCAGAAGCUCUUGGUCUAUCAUCAAGCACCAAGUGCAUGAAAACUACUAGCUCCUCAAGAAUUGUGUCCACUAAUCAUCUAAAUGAAUCCAUGCUUGACACUGACAUGUUAACUCCAUUGAAGACAUUUGCAAAAAGGACUGAAUCAUCAAAAAAGGGUAAAUCAGUCAUAGAUGAUGAAGAUGCCAAAUAUUAUCACUCAAGAAACAAAGUUCGCAGAUGUUUUAAAAGCGAAAAGAAGCCAUCAUUUGCUGCAUUUAAAUGACUUUUGUCAUAUUAUUUCUGUACUUUAGCAUAUAAAUAGUAAUCUAGAUAAUAAUUAGAUAUUGUGG